Sceloporus undulatus (fence lizard) is the source of this 4639-nucleotide messenger RNA. RefSeq names its product torsin 1A interacting protein 2 (gene TOR1AIP2). Gene Ontology annotation, biological process: membrane organization. The record is from RefSeq and is a predicted model, not a curated record. NCBI's taxonomy places the organism in Eukaryota, Metazoa, Chordata, Lepidosauria, Squamata, Phrynosomatidae. The transcript has 7 exons. Gene Ontology annotation, molecular function: ATPase activator activity. The coding region runs from base 647 to 2548 and encodes 633 amino acids. Gene Ontology annotation, cellular component: membrane.
UUGCCCUGACUGCCUCAGCCAGGAAACACUUCCAUCAUGAAAAGCCAGCUCCUGAGGGGUUUAUUAUGGUCUGAGAGGGCAAGAGAACUACAUAUCCCAGCAUGCCACUGAGAAACCUCACAUGGUGACGUGGGAGGGAGGGAGGGAGGGAUGGCAGCUGCUGUUGUCCCAACCCUAGGAAGUUAGCAUGGGACCCUGGGCGGUGCUAGGACUAGGAGCAAAGCAACAGCCCUGGAGGAGGCCACAAGGGUCCCAAGGAGAGAGGCCACACAACAGCAGCCAAAGAAAAGGGUCUUAUUUUAUUUCAGCUUGACUCCAGGAGGAGGAAGAGUCUGCAAAAGGAGAGAUCACUGGGGAAUGAUGUGCACGGCAUUCUGACAAAUUGCUGAACCAUUCAAAAUAGACAAAAGACAGCUUAUUGACUAAGUCAUAAAGUGAAACUAAACAAAUAAAGAGAUCGAAACUCAGGAGAAGAUGGCGGAAGAAAUCAUACAAACUACUCAGAAAGACUUUGGAACAACGUAAAGGAAAAGAGCUCCAUCUUAUACCUUCUUUGGAAGCCUUCAAGAGGGCAUUGAAGAAGGAUCUCUUCCGGCGGGCCUAUCCAACAGAUCUCCUCUAAUUUGAUUUUGAACAUCUGAAUACGAUGACUCGAUUUUAUAACUACUUCCCUGAAGAAAAGGAGUCCAUGUCACAAAAGAAGAUGGUUCUUCAGCCCUCAAACAGUGGAAAUAUUUUAACCAAUACUCAGCAAAAUGAAAUGGAAAAAACAAAAGAUUCCUUGUUGGAAAAGCACUUAUAUUCUGAUGGAAUUCCACUGAAAACAGAAACUAGUGAGCUUCCAAGGAAUUCCUCAGGGUCAGCAGUCUUUGCAGAAGGUAGUUCAGUAGACAAUGAAGGUAGUUCAGUUGACAAUGAUGUGGUAGAUUCAUCAGAGGAAAGAACUGAAUAUUCAGCACAAGUCCCCCUCCAAGAUUUUCCAGUGGAAGAGGAAAAUAGUUCACCUGAAACAAUCCUAGAAGAAAAAAUUAGUUCACUGGAUCAGCUGAACCAACACUCAUUGGAACUUGCUGAAGAAACCAAAGAUCUCUUGAACCAAGAAGUAGCAACAUUAAUUCAAAAGCCUGAAGACUCAGGGCGGAAGAGAUCUUUGACAGAAGACUUCCCUGAAGAAAAGGAGUUCAUGUCACAAAAGAAGAUGGUUCUUCAGCCCUCAGACAGUGAAAGUAUUUUAACCAAUACUCAGCAAAAUGAAAUAGAAGAAACAAAAGAUUCCUUGUUGGAAAAGCACUUAGAUUCUGAUGGAAUUCCACUGAAAACAGAGACUAGUGAGCCUCCAGGGAUUUCCUCGGGGUCAGCAGUCUCUGCAGAAGCUAGUUCAAUAGACAAUGAUGUGCUAGAUUCCUCAAAAGGAAGAACUGAAUAUUUAGCACAUGUUCCCCUCCAAGAUUUUCCAGUGGAAGAGGAAAAUAGUUCACCUGAAACAAUCCUAGAGGCAAAAAUUGGUCCACUGGAUCAGCAGAACCAACACUCAUUGGAACUUGAAACGAAAGACGAUUUCUUGAACCAGGAAAUAGCAGCAUUACUUCAAAAGCCUGGAGACUCAGGGAGGAAGAGAUCUUUGAUAGAAGAUACAGGAAAUACAGUUUGCAAAUCAAAAACUGAAGUGGCAAGCCAGUGCCUUACACAAGAAGUAAGCAAACAGAACACAGUGGAACCAAUAGAGAAUUGCUAUCCACCACCUCCUCUUCGAGGCUUUACCUUUCGUGGAAUUCUUCUGGGAGUUCUGGUGCCUUUGGUCGCGAUUUUCAUCAGCAGCAGUGGCUACUACACUUCCCGCCUCCCCGUUGUGCCAAAAAAUCCAGUUGUAGAGGCCUUCCUAUCAAGAUUUGACCCACUGAAAGACAGCUUUCCAGAUCAGAGCCCUGACCUGUGGUUACGUGUGCAGAAGGUCCUGCAGAAACACCUCAAUGCUUCCCACCACACUCAGCCCGCUAUCGUAAUCUUUACUGCAGCCCAGGAAGGAGAAAUAACCUUGAAGUGCCUGAGCACUCAGAUCGCUGAUGCCUACUCAUCAUCCCUCAAGGGCAGCACUGUCCAGGUUGAUGGAGCUUCUAAAGCCACACUAAGCAGUGACAGUGCCAAAUUGGCCAUUGAUGAGGAGCUGAGCUUGGGCUUCCACAGUGGAGGGAAGGCAGCAGUGGUGCAUCAGUUUGAGUCGCUACCCGCAGGUUCCACCUUAAUCUUUUAUAAGUUCUGUGACCAUGAAACUGCAGCUUUCAAAGAUGUGGCACUGAUUUUGACUGUUUUGCUGGAAGAUGAGAAACUGGAGCCUAAUGUUGGGCUGCAAAUGGUAGAGGAAACUGUGCGGGACUUUCUUUGGGCCAAGUUCACGAACUCAGACAUGCCCAGUUCCUAUAAUCACAUGGACACAGACAAAUUGAGUGGGUUGUGGAGUCGUAUAUCCCACUUAGUCUUGCCUGUCCAUCCAGUACAAACUAUAGAAGACAGGGGUUGUUCUUUGCAAACCAGAUCAAGAGGUGACUGAAAUAACUUCAGGGAAAGCACAAAAGCUCUGAAUGAUUUGCACCAGUUUUAUGAACUUUUCUGAGGCUAUAAGCCUGAGAACAGAGAUGAUUUUUAAAGAUCAGUUACACAUUUGGAUGUCACUUUUGAUAUCUGGCAGUACGUUAGAGGGAAAAUGAGCGAUAUAGUAAUUUAGUUGUCUUUGCAACUGGUUGGCAUGCAUUGACAUGCAGUCUAAGGGGAUGGUUUUAAAAUUAGUUAGUAAAUGAGAGCACAUUCUGCCCCUUGAAUAUUUUUGCCACUAGAAGAAGAUGACCAAGAAACAGAGAUACAGAAAAUAGUAUUUCACAGAAUCAGCCCUUCUUAAGUUAUUUUAAAAGUGACUGUUUCUCAAAGUUCUCUUUCAUGUAGAAUGAAGUGGGCACCUGUGGCCCUCCAGGUGAUUUUCAACUGCAGAUCCCAUAAUGCCCUAACAUUGGCUUUAGUGGCUAGGGUUGAUGACAGUUGUAGGCCAAAAUGACAACUGGAGAACAAUAAUCCAAUGUAGAGGAAAUUCUUGUGUCUAAAAUAGCUGCUCAUUCUGUGGUUCUUCACUGAAAUUUGGGGACUUUUACAUUGUGCGCACACACACACACACAAAACAGUCUCACAUAUGUGACCUUUACUAGGAGCAACCAAAAUGGUAUAAAAGCAUGCAAGCUUUUGUGUUUGUGUGCAGUUUGUACUGUUUGCCAAGAAACAAUCAAUUUGCAGGAGAAGUCUUCGGUCAGUCAUGCAGACAAUACAUCUUGAUCUGUUCCCAAUAUUUAUUCCUAGUUACUGCAAGACCAGCAUAGGCUGAGCUCAGGGUAUGUGGGAUAUCUCAUGUAUUAAAUAAACAAAAACACUUAAACUCAUGAAGAGUUACUCUUGGGAGUAACUUAGCAAUUUGCACAGCUCUUUUUUGCUUUGGAGGUAGGAAACUGGCCUACCAUUUGCUUGCUUGGUGAGAUAGGUUUAGACAGCUAAAAGAGUAUUAAUGUGUUUGCAAGGAAGGAUAAUGGUAAGGAACAUUUUUCCCCAAUUUAAAUUGGAAAUGUAUAGGAGUGUUAUGUGCCUGACCUUUAUUGCAGUGUGCAGGUAUAGAAGGCAUAUGUGGAGCAUAUUGUAGAUCCCAGCAUACAGACAGAUAUGCACCUAUAAAUCUAGGUGUGGUUCCAGCAUGUCAAAAUAAGUAAAUUCUAAGUGGAAAUAAUAUAAUAUUAAAUGAGAAGUGAAGGCAGUCUGAAUGUGGCAUUUAAAUGCAAAAGGGAAAUAGGAAUUUGAGAGGUGUGAGGAGAGGAGAUGGGAUACAGUUAUAAAAACUACUAGGAAAAGAGGGUCUCUCAGGUCAAAUCUGCCUUAAAAUAGAGCAUAACAAAAGAAAUGUCUCCUUUUAAAUUCUUUUAGAUACUUGCAGGUUGAUUUUCAUUAGAAUCUCACAUCUGUAUUUAAUACGGAUGUCAAACAGCACAUGCAAAGAUUGGAAAAAGUUUUAUUUAAAAAUAUUAUGUCCUUUUUGUUGUUUAGUGCAAAAAACAACAUUUUGCCAAAAGUUUUAAAAGUGGAAAGAAUCAUGUAUUGUCUGACCAUUUUUGUUUGAUUGGGUAUCUCAAGCACGGAGUUUGAGAAAGUUUGUGUGUACCUGUAUUCUUUGCAUCUCUAGUAUUUACUUGGAAGAUGCCAGCAUAUUCUACACUGGCAACUAUCAUUUUACAUUGCCAUAGUUCCAUAAUAUUUCAUUGUAUGCAUUACUGUUGUUUCACUACUGCAUUCCCUUUAUGUACAGUGCAAUGCUGUGUGUGCCUACUCAGAGGUAAGCUGUCAACAUUGGACUGGCCUUAUGUGCUGUACCUCUAACAACAGUUUAAUCAGCAGCAGUAAAGAGGUGAUGAUAAUUCAUGUACACUUUUAUGUAUAGUAGUAAAAACAAAAAACAAAAUCAUCGUUUGGUUCCUGCAUAUUAGUGGCAGAAAAGAUCCAUUUGCAGCACUGCUAAUGACUAAUUAAUCAAGUACAAAAUUACAAGCCUAAUUUUUAAUAACACUAAAUAAAGCUAAGCAAGUAAAAAAUAAAAAUAAAGCAUUUGAAAACA